Messenger RNA from Drosophila ananassae, 3211 nucleotides. Its product is annotated as mucin-2. Bases 58 to 3087 code for a protein of 1009 amino acids. Gene Ontology annotation, cellular component: extracellular region. Lineage: Eukaryota; Metazoa; Arthropoda; Insecta; Diptera; Drosophilidae. The transcript has 2 exons. Gene Ontology annotation, molecular function: chitin binding. The record is from RefSeq and is a predicted model, not a curated record.
AGCAGUUGUCACAGUAUCCUCUGAGUCUGAGAAUUGAGAGCUUCAUCAUCGGCAGACAUGAGGAACGUUUACGCUUUUGCCCUGCUGCUCGUCGCAGUUGCUGCAAGCACCGCCUUCGGUGCCAGCGUGUCAAGUCACCCUGGACGGCUUAUCUGUCGCAACAAGGCCAACGGAAUCAGGGCUCUGGUCCCCGGAAGCUGCUCCAGAUUUUACGAAUGCCAUAAUGGCGUGGCCACGGAAUACGCUUGCCCCAAGUUCUACGAUUUCAAGACCCGAAGCUGUGUCUCGUACAACCCCGGUUGCACGGAGGGUGCAGUCGUCGCAGUGGCGGAGCCUGAAGCCAAAAAAAUAGUCCGAGAUACGGCUACCCCGUGCAAGGAUUCUACCACGACUCCCCCACCCUGCACCGAUAUCACAACAACGACACCAGCCUGUGAUAAGGUCACGACAACGACAACAACUUGCGGCCCAAUUGCCACUACAACUACCACAACGACAACCACAACUUCCACACUGAAACCAACAACCACUACAACUACCACAACUUGCGCCCCAACUACCACUACAACAACGACAACCACAACAUCUGCAACAACGACAACCCCAGCAACGAUUACCACAACAACGACAACCACCACAACUACAACUACAACAACCACAACAACCACAACAACUACAACUACAACAACGACAACCACAACAACUUGCGCCCCAACUACCACUACAACUACAACAACGACAACCACUACACCUACAACUACAACAACCACAACAACUUGCGCCCCAACUACAACUACAACAACGACAACCACUACCACAACAACGACAACCACUACCACUACAACCACAACAACGACAACCACAACAACUACAACAACGACAACCACAACAACGUGCGCCCCAACUACCACUACAACUACAACAACGACAACGACAACCACUACACCUACAACUACAACAACCACAACAACUUGCGCCCCAACUACAACUACAACAACGACAACCACUACCACAACAACGACAACCACUACCACUACAACCACAACAACGACAACCACAACAACUACAACAACGACAACCACAACAACGUGCGCCCCAACUACCACUACAACUACAACAACGACAACGACAACCACUACACCUACAACUACAACAACCACAACAACUUGCGCCCCAACUACAACUACAACAACGACAACCACUACCACAACAACGACAACCACUACCACUACAACCACAACAACGACAACCACAACAACUACAACAACGACAACCACAACAACGUGCGCCCCAACUACCACUACAACUACAACAACGACAACGACAACCACUACACCUACGACUACAACAACCACAACAACUUGCGCCCCAACUACCACAACAACGACAACUACAACAACUACAACUACGACAACCACAACCACAACAACGACAACCACAACAACUUGCGCCCCAACUACCACUACAACUACAACAACGACAACCACAACAACUACAACUACAACUACAACAACGACAACCACAACCACAACUUGCGCCCCAACUACCACAACAACGACCACCACUACCACUACAACCACAACAACGACAACCACAACAACUUGCGCCCCAACUACCACAACAACGACAACCACAACAACUUCCGCCCCAACUACCACUACAACUACAACAACGACAACCACAACAACGACAACAACAACAACUACAACAACGACAACCACAACAACUUGCGCCCCAACUACCACAACAACUACAACAACGACAACCACAACAACGACAACCACAACAACUUGCGCCCCAAUCACCACUACAACAACGACAACCACUACAACUACAACUACAACAACGACCACCACAACAACUUGCGCCCCCACUACCACAACAACUACAACUACAACAACGACCACCACAACAACUUGUGCGCCAACUACCACUACAACGACAACUACAACUACAACAACCACAACAACUUGCGCUCCAACUACCACUACAACGACAACCACAACAACAACAACCACCACAACAACAACAACCACCACAACAACAACAACCACCACAACAACUUGCGCCCCAACUACCACUACAACGACAACUACAACUACAACAACCACAACAACAUGCGCCCCAACUACCACCACAACAACUACAACAACGACGACCACAACAACUUGCGCCCCAACUACCACAACAACUACAACAACGACAACCACAACAACUUGCGCCCCAAUCACCACUACAACAACGACAACCACUACAACUACAACUACAACAACGACAACCACAACAACUUGCGCCCCCACUACCACAACAACUACAACUACAACAACGACCACCACAACAACUUGUGCGCCAACUACCACUACAACGACAACUACAACUACAACAACCACAACAACUUGCGCUCCAACUACCACUACAACGACAACCACAACAACAACAACCACCACAACAACUUGCGCCCCAACUACCACUACAACGACAACUACAACUACAACAACCACAACAACAUGCGCCCCAACUACCACCACAACAACUACAACAACGACGACCACAACAACUUGCGCCCCAACUACCACCACAACAACGACAACAACUUGCGCCCCGAAACCAACUACGACAACCACGACAACUACCUGCACUCCUGAAACGACGACUACGACAACGGCUUGCUCUCCAGCAGACGUCACCUCCACAACAACCACUACUUGUGCGCCAAAAGUUACUACAACAACCACCUGCCCUGAUGCCGUCCCGACAACGACUUGCGCCUCGUCUGCGGCCUCGAAGUCGAAGGCAAUGGCAGCUACCCAGUCGAACCGUAACCCCGUCCGCAGAAAUCCUCUGAGCAAGCUCCUGUGGGAAGUGGCUCAUUUGGCAGGAUUCUCGUCCACUGGAUCCGGAACUGGCUUGCAAGUAUCCUGCGCCGGCAAGCCCGACGGAUUCCUGAUGGCCUCCCCAAAAAGCUGCAGUGAGUAUUACAUCUGUCGGCACCAACGUGCCCUGAAGGUGAGCUGCGGCGACAAGUACUUCAAUGGAGCCAAGGGCAUGUGCGAUCUUCCCGAGAACACAAGCUGCAUCCAAUCUUAAAGCAAAUCAACCAUUGAUGGAUCAUGAAUAACUAAGUGAAACACUUCAAAGUUUUAGAAUGCAUAUAAGUAAUAAAAGGGCAAAGGCUUAUAAGAGCUAAUGAAAAAAACUGUCUUAUUUAUUU